AUGAGAUUAACGAAGGUUUCAUCGUUGGGCCUAGUAAUGGCUGCCAAUUUGGCAUCGGCUUUGCAAUACACUUUCCACCUUGUGGGUAACAUCGGAGGAACAGACUACUACUUGUCGCCUGUCGCACUCAAUGAAGGGAUGGUGUUGAUGCCAGAAAACGAGGGGUUCCAACCAACCUGGUUUAAGCUCGACGAAGAAGUCAACUUGGUGACUGUGGAUGACGAGACCGCCGUUGUUGCGCAUUUCGACGGCGACCCGUACUUGAAAUUGAUAAACAUCGACGAUGCCGGGCUAGCUUCUUAUCGUCAAUGGGAACUUUUAGAUGAAGGGGAAGAGGUUCCAGAAGGGAUUGGGUAUGUCGCGCCUUUAUUUGCUUGUGGAGCUACGCCCCCUUACGCUGUUGCGCUUUUGGAAUUGUCUGGAUGCAUAGAGGUUCAACUUCGCCGUGCCGACCUUUGGCUUCCUGAAGAGUCGGAGCCAACCGAGGAACCACCAGUACCUGAAACAACCGAGGAGCCACCGGUGCCAGAGGAGACUGAAAUUACAACUGAGCCGGAACCAAGUGACACCACAGCUGAGCCAGAACCAACUGAUACCACGACUGAGCCGGAACCAACUGAUACCUCGACUGAACCGGAACCAAAGCCAGAAACUAGCGAAGAACCAACAGCCACCAGCCAAACUGCAGCAACAAGCGGCACUGAUGAACCAUUGCUUCCAAGCAGCGAAGUUGACCCUUCUAAACCAUUUGUGUUUGUUGCUGUUGUCGAUGGACAGCUUGUGGCUUUACUGUCUAACGGCACACACAUCAAGGUCCUCGAUGGGGAAGAUGUUAUCUUUGUGAUUGAAAAUGGGUACCUCAGAACGGGAGGCGAAUACGUUCAAGUAGGAGCCAAUGGCAAGUUGUUCCUCACAUCAUUGGAAGAAGCCACCGGCGGCUGGGACAUCGACUUCAACAUGCUCACAUUCGAUGCGAUCUUGGGACGCCGCUCGCUCAUGAAACGACAAGAGGCGGUUGUGUUGUCCAUCUGUCCUGCUGAGAUUGGGUAUACUGUUCACGUGGGUGAUGUUGAAGGAUGCACCGUUAUCGAGCCUGUUGCUGUCAACGUUGACGAUGAGAUUGUUGAGACGGAAACCGUAAUCCAGACCUCCGAAGAGCCAUUGACCACCGUGACACCAGAGGAAGUCGAGACAACCACAGGAGAUCCAUUGACCACCGUGGCACCAGAGGAGGUCGAGACAACCACACUUUACACUACGUCAACCAUAGAAGUGGUUGUUACCGUUACCGACUGCGAGGAAGACGUCACUUGCACCGAACGAGUAAUCACCAGCCAAUCUGAGGUUGUAGUCCCCACCACGAUUGACCAUGUUGUCACCACUUACCCUACUGAAGUCACCAUCACGGUGACCUCUUGCGUGGAAGAGGAAGUUUGCAGCGAAGUAGUCACCGUCCGAAGAACCGUGAUUACCACUUACUGUCCCGUGUCAUCCACAGUCGAGACUCAAGUUAUCCCCGUCGCCACCGAGGUUACCGUUGCCGUGACCACUUGCCCAGGGGAGCAAGAAUGCGGCGUGAGUACCGUUUUGGACACUACCACAUACACCACGACCACGGUUACUUCUUACUCGGUUGUCACUGCAGCAGGCCAAGCAGGAGAUAGACCAGGGGAACCAGGUGCCGCAGCACCAGGUGUUGCAGAGGGAAAACCAGGCGAGCAAGGGGAACCAGGUGCCACAGCACCAGGCGUUGCGGAGGAGCAACCAGGGGAACAAGGCGAACAAGGUGCCACUGCACCAGGCGAAACAGAUGCGGAAACCAUUGAUGCGCUUCAAAACAGCGCAGUUGGUAAGCUUUUCAACUACAAGAUUUUGGCAGCUGCAGGUAUAGCUGCGCUUGUACCAUUGUUUGCUUGA
Messenger RNA from Lodderomyces beijingensis, 1917 nucleotides. The record is from the annotation of a GenBank genome assembly. Lineage: Eukaryota; Fungi; Ascomycota; Pichiomycetes; Serinales; Debaryomycetaceae.